GACAGCUUGGGGAAGGAGGAGGAGAGAGCGGGCGGCGCGGCGCGGCGCGGCGGAGGAGGGGAGAGCCGCGGAGAGGAGGGAGCAAGGGCGGGAGGAGACACAUGCGCGCUGCCUGCCGCCGCCGCCGCCGCCGCCGCCGCAGUCCUUAGCUUCCCGGGGACAGGAAACCUUCGAGACCGAGCUGCCACUGCCGCCUCCCCGACUGCCCCCGUUCGGCGCGCCUGCCACACCCUCCUCCCCUCUUCCACGAUCUUUCGGUGGGGCACUGCAGGGACUCGGCCCGCGCUGCCGUCUCCCCCUCCCGGGGGAGCGCUGUGACCCCCCCCGCAGGAGCGGCGGGGCGGGGUGGGGGGGCCCGGGAGAAGAUGGCGACGCCGGGAAGCGAACCCCAACCUUUCGUCCCUGCCCUCUCGGUGGCUCCUCUGCACCCACAUCAUCAUCCCCACCACCAUCCCCACCACCAUCAGCACCACGGAGGAACGGGAGCCAACAGCGGGGUCGGGGGAGGCGGCGGCGGCGGCGGCGGCGGCGGGGGCUUCAACCUGCCCUUGAACCGGGGGCUGGAGCGCGCGCUGGAGGAAGCGGCCAAUUCCGGGGGGUUGAACCUCAGCGCCAGGAAAUUGAAGGAAUUUCCCCGGACCGCGGCCCCCGGUCACGACCUCUCGGACACGGUGCAGGCAGAUUUAUCUAAAAACAGACUGGUCGAAGUCCCAAUGGAAUUAUGCCAUUUUGUAUCACUGGAAAUUCUUAAUCUGUAUCAUAAUUGCAUCAGAGUCAUUCCUGAGGCCAUCAUUAAUCUGCAGAUGCUGACUUACUUAAACUUGAGUCGAAAUCAGCUGUCUGCCCUGCCUGCCUGCCUGUGUGGUCUGCCUCUCAAAGUCUUAAUCGCAAGUAACAACAAACUUGGAUCGCUGCCAGAAGAGAUAGGUCAGCUCAAACAGUUAAUGGAGUUGGACGUCAGCUGCAACGAGAUCACAGCCCUGCCCCAGCAGAUAGGUCAGUUGAAAGCUCUACGGGAACUGAAUGUCAGAAGAAAUUACCUUAAAGUCUUACCACAAGAACUAGUAGAACUUCCCUUGGUAAAGUUUGACUUUUCCUGCAAUAAAGUGCUCGUGAUUCCCAUUUGUUUUAGAGAGAUGAAACGGCUGCAGGUAUUACUACUUGAGAACAACCCUUUGCAGUCUCCUCCAGCACAGAUUUGCACAAAGGGCAAAGUGCACAUAUUCAAGUAUCUGAGCAUACAAGCAUGUCAGAUGAAGACAACCGACUCCCUCUAUCUCCACACGAUGGAGAGGCCACAUUUACACCAGCACGUGGAGGACAGCAAGAAGGAUUCUGAUUCGGGCGUUGGAAGUGAUAAUGGAGACAAGCGUUUAUCUGCCACAGAGCCUUCUGAUGAAGACACGGUUAGCCUCAACGUGCCAAUGUCAAAUAUCAUGGAAGAAGAACAGAUCAUCAAGGAGGACUCAUGCCAUCGCCUUAGCCCAGUUAAAGGGGACUUUCAUCAGGAAUUUCAACCAGAGCCUUCCCUUCUGGGGGACAAUGACAACUCAGGAGAAGAAAGAGACCAAUUUACUGAUGGAAGAGAUGUUCUCCGUUCAGAAUUUAUAACGUAUAUUAAGGAUAGGGCUGAGGACUGUGAAGAACUGUUACGGAUAGAAGAGGACACGCACUGGCAACCUGAGGGAAUAAUAAGUUCAUCCAAAGACCAGGAUGUGGAUAUGGCGAUGAUUGAACAGCUGAGGGAAGCGGUAGAUUUGCUGCAAGAUCCCAACAGAUUAAGCACAGAUGUUUCAGAGAGAAAUGUUGUAAACUUUUAUCCUGUGGAAUCAGUAGAAGCCUUAGACUUACAAGAUUCUGCACUAAAUGGUCAAAUACAGCUGGAGACCUCUCCCGUUUGUGAGGUGCAAAAUGACCUAACAUUACAGAGUAAUGGGAGCGAGUAUUCUCCAAAUGAGAUUAGAGCCAACUCCCCUGCCAUCUCUCCUACCACCAACAGCACGGGGCCGUUUGGCCUGAAGCCUCGAUCAGACCCAGCCCUCACUCUUCCUCCUAUCUCCUUCAACAAACUUACACAGGCACAAACAUGGGACAGCUCUAGCUACAGUGUUCCAUCUGAAGGAGACAGUGACAAUGUGUUUCUGAGACCUCAGAGAAAUUUGGAAUCUAUAGACCCACAGUUUACAAUUCGGAGGAAAAUGGAACAGAUGAGAGAAGAGAAGGAAUUGGUGGAACAUCUCCGCGAGAGCAUCGAGAUGAGACUCAAGGUCAGCCUGCAUGAAGACCUGGGGGCCGCACUCAUGGAUGGCGUGGUCCUCUGUCACCUGGUCAAUCACAUCCGCCCGCGCUCCGUCGCAAGCAUCCAUGUCCCGUCACCAGCAGUUCCCAAACUUAGCAUGGCCAAAUGCAGAAGAAAUGUGGAAAACUUUUUGGAAGCCUGUCGAAAAUUAGGAGUACCAGAGGCCGACCUCUGCUCUCCGUAUGACAUCCUGCACUUGGACUUCCGUCACAUUCGAAAGACUGUUGACACUCUGCUGGCCCUUGGGGAGAAACCCCCACAACCAACUUCUGCCCUCCGCUCCAGGGACCUUAUAAGCUUCUGUCUUGUCCAUAUUCUCUUUAUAGUGCUGAUCUAUAUCACUUACCGCUGGAAUGCUCUGUCCGCAUAACGUGUGCAUGUGCAUCCAAACAAACACUCUGCUGUGUCACCCUGAGCCAUCACAGGGCCCUUCCUCCCUCUGAGCCUCUGCCUUGCCAGCUUCCAUCCCUGUCAUCUCUUUAGUAGUCUCUCGAGUUUUGAAGGGAACGCUACAAGUCAGGUUUUCCCAAGGCACAGACUUUAUAGAGUGCAGUUCCCAUUAAAUAAUCUCUCUCGCUUCCUAAAAACCAGUGACAGCAGAGUGUAUCGAGACCUCAUGCUUUCUCACUCACAUAGCUGCCCUGGGUAGAGUGGAAGAAGAUGCCAGAACAGGAGCAGAGGGGAUUUAGGAUAUGGAAGUCUUUCCUUUGGGUCAGUGUCAGAUCCUAAUUCAGGAAUGGGCAGUUGAGGUGUAGUGGAGCCACCUUGCAGAGAAGACAGGAAAUCAGCAUUUUGGGCCCAAUUCGGUCUAGAAAAGUCUUUAAUAAUACCGUUAUUGACCAAGUUGAAAAAUACCGUCAGUGAAUGACUGCUUUGCCGGCCAUUCAGUUGGUUUCCUCCCUGUUUCCCUCAAUGGGAGUGUUGCUGCCCACUUCUACCCUGAAGUGAGAAAAGCUACCCUGAGCAAGCCCCUCUGCCCUGCUGCAGGGGAAGGAGCUGUGCAGCGCGGGGCUGGGGAAGGAGGGGCCAUUGCUGUUAGAGCGCCACCUGGAUGAUUCACUUGCACAUCACUUCCCGCAUAGUUUUACGUAAAACUUUUACUCCUUGCUAGGUCUACCCUGAGGCUCUUAGAAAAGCAUUUUCCAGAAGGGAUUUCUAUUUUUAAAUAAUGUAAUGGGUCGUUUUGCUUUUUUGCUGCAUCACAUGAUAGCUUCAGGUCAAGAACGUGAUGGAUUUGACUGUAUUUGUUUUCAAAUAAAGCCAUGAGUCAUGGAACAUUCUUGGUCUGAGGACGUGGGUUACUAUGGCAGAAGCCAACAAUAAGAUUGCUCUCAUUUUAGCAGAAUGUAGUUUCCCUAAUGACUUGACAUUUCCAUUUAACCUUCUGUUUCCAGUGACAUGAGCAAGCUGCUUCUAUUCCUAAGUAAGCUUACAGGAUUAUAUAUUAACUAAAUCUGCUUUUGGAGCAAUGUGAUUGAUCAGUUUGUAACUAAGAGAAAAAAAAAAAAAAACACACAUUAGAAUCUUGUCUCGGCCAAGAUAUUCCUGGUUCUGGGAUUUCUGUUUCUAAUAUGAGAACGCCCUGCUUGAGGUUUGGACAGUUUCUCCUCUGCUUCAUUACACAUCUGGGUGCCACGUACUAUUUCUUAAAUUUGGGGGAUGAUGACAUUAACUUCCUCAAGAUAAAUUUCUAGUUCACGGAGAUGCGAAGAGUCUCCAUCCAUGGCUACUAAGAAGAUAAUUUUAGUUUUCUGAACAUGUCCAUGAAUCCAGGGGACUUGAGAAUAUGGAAAACCCACAUAGUGAGAAGAGUAUAUUUAUAAAUCUUUUUUGUUGCUAAAUCAAGUCAGAUUUUCUAACCGGAAGCACUCUUCCCUCAAAGAUAGCUCUUCCCUCCUGAUUUUGUGUGGACUCGUGAAGUACAGGGUAUGCGGAAGUUGUCUAAUGAAGCUCGGUUAUGUAGAAACAACCCACAGAUGUACUGAAUUGCUUCUGGUACCCUUCAGCCUGUAACGCAAUGAAACCCCUUUGUGCAAUGUCUCAUGAGCACCCUAAACCCUAAGUUGCUUAAUAAACACAUUUCAAGUGAUUUCUUCCAGGUUUUUAUCAGCCCAUCGAUACACUGAUUUGCCCACCUAGAACAGCCUUUGCUUUUCCAUCUGGCUCUACCUUGCACUGACGCUGCCCUGUAAUGAUCACUGUUGUUUGGUUUUUUUCUUCUUUGGGAGGGGUGGGGGGCAAAAGGGAAGAAGGGAGAUGACUUACGGGGGGGGACUUGGAAGAAAAUCCUAUCAAUCAAAACGGAGUAGAACAAUCAUGUGAGAUCAGAUUUAAUUUUUGGUGCUGAGCUGACAUCAUUCUCUGGCUCUGUCCAUAUUUCAAUUCUGGCCUCAAAGGUUCUUUGGAUGUGCUUUCAUUUCUCCUGUCAUUAAUGUAUCUGUCCCCUGACGUGCUGCUCCUCUUGGGAUCUGUUGAAUGGCAUUUUUUUUUUUUUUUUAAAUCAGGAGGCAUAGUAACUAGCAGAACACAAUUAAUUUAGCCCUUUAGGCAAAACUUUGAAUGAACUGUCUUGCCCAUUGUCAAGCUGUUCAUUUCUAUACAGAAUAUUAAGCCCCCCCGUGGUUCUUCCCCAGAGUACCCGCACACCAACUCAUAUGCUCUCGUGAUGCCUGCCGUUACAGUGUGACCGGGGAUGCAAACUGACGUGCUUGUCGUCUGAGAGCUGGUCGGGGAUUUAGUUGUGUGAUUUGUACGUGCAAUCCUAAAUUUCCUUCCUCACACAAGAAGGACCAUUUUCCUAGUACUUCCUUCCAAUGCCUGCUAAAGAGAACCAAUUAUUUAUGUUCUGUCUUUGAAAUAGAAAGAUCUAUUUGAAAUAGAAGGUUCUCUUUCUCCAGCUGCCCCAAUUGAUGGCAGCUUGCCACUCAGCAUUAGGAUUUCCACAGUGUGUCCCAGCUAAUGUGCUCUUCAUUCCUUCUAUUUAUGGAUUCGUAAUUUGUAAGUGGCUCACAGUUCUGGGGAGAGACACCUAUGAAAUGGGGCUGGGGGAGAGGCGCUGUAGAACUCCAAAGUUAGACAAUUAAGUAGGAGUUUCAUCAAUGAGAACAGGUAAAAAAAAAAAAGGCACUUGAUAUCCUGAUACCAUUUAUUUGUAAGAAGUUAAAUUUAGUGCGAGGGUCGUCUAAAAUCCACACUAGUCCCUGUCAUAAGAUCAAAGGAUUUUUACCUUACAGGGUAAAAGGAAUGGACAGUGGAUUAAAAUUUCAAUCCAAUGGCUUUGGAUUGAGUGGAAAAAUAUUUUAAUCCCAUUUUAAGAGAUUCUGCGUUUUUUAAAAAAAUUGUUUUAAUGUUUAUUUAUUUUUAAGACAGAGUGUAAGCAGGGAAGGGGCAGAGAGAGAGGGGGAUACAGAAUUCGAAGCAGGCUCCAGGCCCUGACCUGUCAGCACAGAGCCCAGCGCAGGGCUCGAAUGCCCAUUGAGAUCAUGACCUGAGCCUAAGUCAGACGCUUAACGAACUGAGCCUCCCAGGCGCCCUGGAGAUUUUAGUUUUUAAGAUUAGGCUUCAGGUUUUGAAAUUAGUUCUCAAUAAAAAAUCAGAUACAUAGAAUGUGUGCUUUUUUUCUUUGAGACUAUCAGGGUCCAGUUCCUUGGCUUUUCACUGCGAUUUUUAUUUGUGCCUGUGUUCAUUCAUUCCUUCCUCAAUAUUGAAUGAGCACUCUUUGAGUAAGGCUGUGUGGUAGACCUGGGGGAUAAAAAGGUGACCAUGAUACAUGACCCCCGUCUUCGAAAAUCUUGCAGUCGAGACCAGGAGCCAGCAAAAUUUUUCUGUAAAGUGCCAGAUUGUAAAUAUUUUAUGCUUUGUGGGCUCUACAAUCUGUUACACAAACUACCCGGUCCUGUUGUGGUCUGGAAGCAGCCAUGGAUGACUCCUACAUGAAGGGGCGUGGCUGUGUCCCCAUAAAACUUGGUUCACAAAAACAGGCUAUGGACUGAAUUGGCCCGCAGGCAGUGGUCUUUGGAGCCCUGAUCUAGUGGACAAAUAAAAUGGAAUUCAGUGUGAUACGAGAUUCUGCAAAGCACAAGGCAGGGAAUCGGACCCUGAUGGGUAACGGUCUGUGAAGCCUUCUUGCCCUUGUGCCAUGUACCCUGCGACCUGGAAGAGGAAUAGCCAGAUGAGGGGGGGGAUGUGUUCUGCGGAGGUGAGAAAAGGGGCGGAUGUGUGUGGAGAAAGAGGCGUUCUGGAGGGAGGAAGCACUGAAAGAUGGCCUGGCUGGAAAGCAGGGAAUCAAAUGAGUGACGAGAUGCCCUCUCAGUCUGUAAGGGUUUAACGUGGUCUCCCUCUUAGUUGGACGACACUGACCCUCCUGAGCAGGAACUGGAAACUCUCUCAGUGUGAAAAUAAUGCAGACAGUCUUGUAGGUUCACUCCAGUGCCAGGAACCUGCAUGUGAGCAACAGACUGAACGAUGUGGAAUCUGCUGAUGUAAAUGACUUUGGUUUAGUCAAGCGGCUGGCCUGGAAGGAGGCAUGCGGCCAUUUGGGAGCACAAGGAGCUAGAGAAAGAGAACAGCCAGGCAGGGCUGCUCCCAUGAGGCGUUUUUGGCCAGGGCACGAUCGAUGUCUGUUUCUGUCUUUGAAGAGAACCGAACGAGGAUCCCCACAUGCUGUUGAAUUUGUUGGGGGUUACCGCGAUAGGACUCCGAGGGUCUAGAGGCCUCUUCCUGUCCCAGGGGCCACAGAUGCACCAUACUCCCCCAUUGAAGGAAUUUCUGGGAAGGAGCUUGGUGUUGUAGAAGGAGCCCCAGCUUUGAGAUGAGACUCAUCUUCAGAUCCUGGUUCCGGUACUUAAGAGCUGUAUGACUUUACCAGAGUUACUUAAACUCUACGUCCCCAUUUUCCCAUCUGUAAAGUAGAGGGAUUAUACCCACCUUGCACAGUUGUCAUAAAGAAUUAAGCGAUGUAAAUCUGUAGCAUUGGCACCAAGCCUGUAGGAAGGGGCCCGGGAAGCCUUCCUAAGGUAACAUUUAGUCUUUCUGGCUUGCCUGCCUUUUCCAGCCCUAUUUGCUGUGGCUCCAAAAAGAGCUGGAUGAGGGGAUGUGAGGGAACCUUACUGAUUCCUCCAUGGGAGAAGCAGCAGCAAGCACGCGUUCUUCGGAGGGGAUCAGAAGCAUUAUAUUUCUGUAAGAUACUGCUUCAUGACUCUGCUCUGUGCUUUGAAAGGAAACACAGCAAUGGUGCCACAUUCUCAAGAAGAGCCACUAGGCUUCUCUAACAGUGAAAUUGAAAUGCACUUAAAGUUCGUGUAAAUGUAUAGUGAUUCCCGCUUUAAAUCCAUUUUAGACCGGUUUCGGUGGCCCUUCUCUGUCCCUUCUGACCCAGCCAUAACUCUACGGCAGUUCCUUCUCCAUCUCAACUUCUAGGUCACUUCAGGGACCCUCUCCCCAUGCCCCCAUGGACAUGCAGUGGCAGGUCCAGUGUGUGGAAGAUGGCCUUCUGGCCUUCCUUGCUGUCCUUGCUCAGCCUGUCAAGCAGUGCCUCAGCUCAUAAUUCCAUCAGUCUUCACCCCAGUCCUGUGAUGAUACAGCCUGAACUGCCAUGUUUUUGUUUCUACUAGCUCAUGCCAGUCUUCCUAGGUUACCACCAACUCCAUCCAAGUAAUCUGAGGGCACUUCCGGGUUUCUUCAGGGCAUGUGAAUGAAAGGAGAAGAGGCAGGAAGGAUGUGAAAAAGUACCUUUUUCUGUCUCCUGUUUACUUCUCAUUGCCAACUGUAAGGGUGGAAGGGAGAGCCUUGGACUCUGCACCAGGUUUAGGAGUGAGGAGACCAGGAAGUGAGAAAAGACCAGGGAGAGAAAAGACCAGGAAGUGAGACCGGGAAGUGAAAAAAAGACCUGGGAGAGAGGGUGAAGCAAACUCAGCCUGUGAUGUCUGCAGAAGUCCUGUCAGCAGGAGGCUGAGACCUCAAUACUUUCCCAUCCCUGUGUCUCUGGAGCCCCCAGCCUUUCCCAACCAUGACCUCUAGCUUGGAACCACUCUUUAAUGGGACCAGGGCAGUCAUGAAUGGAGACAUGUUGAAUCUUAAGCAGGACUUAGGAUAAGGCACGUAGCCCCAGAAAAGCCAUGUUGUACACAGUUUAGACCCUAUGGAAAUAUUAGUACUUAAAUUCAGGAACAUUUAGGACUAAACAUAAAUAAACACUGUGGUCAAGAAGCAAAGUGUCUUUCAAGAUGGCCUCGGUCAUAUGCUUCCUUCUAAGAUUUCUAUUUGUGUUCCUCACCUAGUGUUCAGUUGAUCUCUUACUGUUUUUCUCAAUGAUUUAUUGAGCUUAUGUGUCAUAUAAAACUCUUUGUAAUUUGAUGCAAAUAUUUUAUUUAGAGUUUGUUUAUCUUUUAAUUAGCUUGUUUUUUUUUUUUGACACAUAGAGGCUUUAAACUUUAAGGCAUAAUCAGUUGUUUCUAUCUUUUGUGAUUUUUAUACCAUUUUUUAGCUUAGAUAAUUUUCCAUUUAUUUACAAGAGAAAAUGCUAAAUAUUCAUGUCUGUUUUAUUAGGAGAGGUGUUUGAUUUAAAAAAAAAAAAAAGUUAACACUUUAGGGGCACCUGGGUGGCUCAGUCGGUUAAGCAUCCCACUUCAACUUGGGUCAUGAUCUCAUGGUUGGUGAGUUCAAGCCCCGCAUUGGGCUCUGUGCUGACAGCUCAGAGCCUGGAGCCUGCUUCGGAUUUUGUGUCUCCCUCUCUCUCUGCUCCUCCUCCGUUCGUGCUCUGUCUCUCUCUCUCUCAAAAAUAAACAUUUAAAAAAAAUUUAAUGAUUUAAAAAAAACAGUUCUUUAAUUCAUUUCAAAUUGAUUUUAGCAUAUGGUGUAAAUAGAAGACUUUAUUUUUUCCCCAAGUAAUACCUUGUAUCAGGUGCUUAACCAUAAUAGUGGCCGUUUGUGAUUUCCUACAAAGGCAGAUGUCAACUUAUGUGCUGUGGGGAUCAUAAGAAUGAAGUAAAUACACCCCUGCCCUUGUGGAACCGAUCUUAGCAAUGAAAUGCCAGAUUGGGGUGAUUUCACAAGCCAUGGCAAAUGGUGUCAGGGAAGGAUAUACACUGAUGUCCGGCUGUGGCAUGCCCAUCCUGUCCUAGUGACCGCUCCUGACUCCCAGACAGAACCUCCCAUCCUUUCUCAGAUUGGCAUGUGGCUACUAAGUUGGCCAGCAGCAUAAACCUGCACACCCACCUAAUAUGCCAUUGACAAGAUAAUCCUAUUAUGAUACAGAUCAGACACAUGAAAUAAUGGUUGAAAUUGUGCUUUAAAGAAUCAGUUGUCCUGUGUUGACAUGUGGCCAUUUCUUAAGACCUGGUGCCAGAGAGAGUCGGAGAUACUCUUAAUUUACCACAAGUUAGGGAAGGAGAUAGGGAUAGGGGCAAAAAGGUGGUUGAGAGAGUGUAGGAAGAUGACAUUUGCAGACAGUGGAACAAAUUACUUGAGAUGUCAUGGCAUGUUCUUUAAAGACCUUUCUGAGGACAGAAUGCCUGUAUCUGUGGUAAUUUAUGGGGAGUCCUGCACCGAGGAAGUAGGAGGAUCUGGUUCCUCAAGCACAAAUCACAUGAGACGCAGCAGAAUUGUCCAAGAUCCUGAUUGGCUUCAUGUUAAACACUGUGUCCGUUGCCUGGGGUGUGAUGCAUGUGCCAUUUAAACUGCCCUUAAAAACACAGCCAUUAGGCUGUGGAGAACAUACCAUGAUCUGGUAGACAAGAGGGAGUGUUUGCUGUGGAUUCUUUUCCUAGCCAAGGAGACAUACUCAGCAAGGAGAUUCCCCUCAUUCCCCGAGCCAAAUGACAAAGGUUUGAAAUUAUCUUGUGUUCUUUUGUAAACUGUUUGGUUGAGCAUGCAAGGUUCUCCCCAUAAGGAGUGAUUUGUGUCGAUUAUUUUCCUUGACUCACACGUACUGGCCAUUUCCCAAGAGCAAAAAUACAACAUGAGGAAGUAACAGGACAUUCGUGUCUUUGACAGUUUUACCAAAGAGUCUUAAAAGAGACACUAAUGAAGGCUGUGGUUAAAAUUACUUAUUUACAAGGCUCUUGAUAAACCAUGAAGAAAGGAUACCAGUCCACCAGCAUGCCUCCAUUUCAGAGAUCACAGCAAAUAAAAUCAAGGUUUAUGGUCAUUAUAACGGUACAUGGUCAGUGUAUAAAUGAGUAUAUUAGUUCCCUUAAAAUGUGUGAGAAGCUACUGGCAAUUUGGCUUUAUAAGAAUGUAAGCUAAUAUAUUCUCGGUGUUUGGUUUCCACCUGACUCUAUGUAGCUCAGUUAUUUAGCAUAACGUUUUUUAAAAUGUUUGGGUCUAUUGCAUAUUUCAGAAUGAUUGGGAGACUUUCUGGAACGACCUUCACUUGUGAAAAAUCAGCAUUUUCUCUGCAAAUACAGAAAAGAUCUUUGCCAAUGGGUUGAAAGCAAGGGAGAGAGCACAGUCUGAGACGAUCAGACAGGCAUAUGUCAGAGCUCAACUCAGCUCCUGUCAGUGGUAUCCUAAGAUUUUAUGAUUAUGUUGCGGUCAUCUAAAAAUUGAUGUUUUGUUCUUCUCC
This is a messenger RNA of Panthera uncia (snow leopard), 10862 nucleotides long. It is a transcript of the gene LRCH1, whose product is annotated as leucine rich repeats and calponin homology domain containing 1. Lineage: Eukaryota; Metazoa; Chordata; Mammalia; Carnivora; Felidae. The transcript is spliced from 20 exons. The record is from RefSeq and is a predicted model, not a curated record. The coding region runs from base 366 to 2669 and encodes 767 amino acids. Gene Ontology annotation, molecular function: protein binding.